Penicillium arizonense is the source of this 1434-nucleotide messenger RNA. RefSeq lists its product as uncharacterized. Bases 1 to 1434 code for a protein of 477 amino acids. Lineage: Eukaryota; Fungi; Ascomycota; Eurotiomycetes; Eurotiales; Aspergillaceae. The transcript has 2 exons. The record is from RefSeq and is a predicted model, not a curated record.
AUGGAGGGCGAGAUCUGCAAUGAUACCGUCCAUUCUUUAUCCAAGCUGUCCCUGUCUCGGUCUAAAUCGGGCACUGACAAGCGCCGACUAUUACUGAUAUACAUCCAUGGCUUCAUGGGCUCCGAGGCUAGUUUCCAUGACCUGCCGGCACACGUCCAUGAUCUGUUGACUGGAUUACUGAGCGAAUCUCAUGAGGUGUACACUCGCAUAUAUCCUCGAUACAAGUCUUACGGUGAGAUGCAUGUUGCAGCGGAACAAUUCAGUGCUUGGCUAUCACCACAUGAGGCAGAUGACCUGGAUGUCAUCCUACUGGGACAUAGUCUUGGCGGAAUCCUGGCAGCCGAUGUUGCCCUUUUACAAGCAAGGGACCACCAACCAAAGCAUCGCAUUCUGGGACUAGUCAACUUCGACGUCCCCUUUUUGGGGCUACACCCCCGUGUGAUUCCAACUGGCACCAGUGGCUCAGUCGCAAAGAAAGACCCAGCCGCCGAAGACAAGCUAGCGGGAGCGCAAGAAUCGCUAGGCAUGGAACCCGCCUUCAAACCCGGCACUUCAAAUCCGAAUUUCGACCCUCCAUUCAUGAACGAUGUACGCCUGGUUGAACGAGGAUUCUUCAAGGGCCUAAUGCAUUUUGUCAACAAGAACACGGACAACCUCUCACGAUCAAUAUUUGACCGUGUCGUGUCGUCCUUUAAACAUGCAGGUUGUGUCAAUAAUUACCCCGAACUUCGUCGGCGGUACCGACAUCUGGCAGAUUUGGAGGCUGCUGAGUCUAGUCCUAAGAGGGUUCGGUUCGUUAAUUACUACACCGCAAGUACUGGCCGCCCACCAAAGCCACCAAAGAAAAAGAAUACCAAGUCUUCAAAGAAAUCAGAAGACGUUGAGGACAAAGAUUCAACGCCGACCCCUUCAGAAGAACCUUCAGAGACACCAAGUCUCUCCGAAGAAGAUAAAAGAGUGAAAUCAACGAGCGAGUCAUUGCUUGAAGGACAAGAACUGAAGCCCACUUCUUUGAAUUCUACUCUGGUCGAAGGGACCAAUGAUGAAAAUACCGACGAGAAGACAAACAUUGAAAAGGAGCACUCAUUAGAUACCGGAAGUAUCGUAUCAUCCACCUCAACAGACCAAAAAGGGGCUCAAUCUAUGUCAGAAAGCAUGUCCAUCACAACCUCAGUGUCCUCGGGGUCUUCAGACACAUCGAAAGAUCAACUUCGCAAGUUCAUUCUCUUGCCCUCGCAUCAUUGGAAGUACGAGAGAAAUGCUCACUGGCACCCAAUAUUAAUGGAGGGCAUGGACGAAGUGACAGCACAUCAGUCUAUGUUUAUUCCACAAGGUGCAAACUACGACCAUCUUGUCGGAGAUACUGUGUCUCUGAUUGAAAAAUGGAUCCAGAGUGAUCUAAGUCGACGGUUUCUCCUCGAGAAUCUCGACUAG